Leguminivora glycinivorella is the source of this 1757-nucleotide messenger RNA. Its product is annotated as adenosine deaminase 2-like. NCBI's taxonomy places the organism in Eukaryota, Metazoa, Arthropoda, Insecta, Lepidoptera, Tortricidae. The record is from RefSeq and is a predicted model, not a curated record. Gene Ontology annotation, biological process: inosine biosynthetic process; adenosine catabolic process. The coding region runs from base 202 to 1698 and encodes 498 amino acids. The transcript has 2 exons. Gene Ontology annotation, molecular function: adenosine deaminase activity.
UUAUCAGUUAUUAUCCUACAUUUGAAUGCCACAGUUUUUGAUUAAAAUCAACGCCGUGACAUCGAUUGUAGUAGCUCCGUCGGCGCCGGUGCAUAAACUACCUUCAAUUCAAACACACGUUUCGUAUCAAACUAUGAGAAAGCAGCCUUGAUCUCGUUCUUAUAAAGUUGAGUGAACUGCUGUUGACAUUAUUCUACAACCAUGUGGGCACUUACCGCUUGUUUACUAUUCGUAACUUCAGUGAUUUCGAAUCAAGUUAAAACAGUGCAAGAUGAAAGGAACUAUCUUUUGAAUAAAGAACUUGACAUGAUGGUGGGAAGUGAUAUUGUUUUAAGCGACAGUGAAAUGGUUGCUAAUGAAACUAUAAUGGCGCUUAAACUACACGAGUUGGAUAACGGUUUUAAAAAUCCUCAGCUAUUCCGCUGCUCGAAACACUUCUUUGAAUACAAGGAUGCUGUUAAGGAAACUCCUUUGUAUAAAAUUAUGCAGAAAAUGCCAAAAGGAGCAGUUUUGCAUGCUCACGAUACUGGGUUGUUGGGCCCUGAUUACGUCUUAAAUUAUACAUACUGGGACGAUCUACACAUUUGCUACGAAGAUGACACCGUAAAAUUUCUGUUUUCACGUGACACUCCAAAUACCCCUUGUGGCAACCAAUGGAUGUUACUGAAGAACGCGAGAUAUUCAUCUGGAAAUGUUGAAAAAUUUGAUGCUGAACUAAGAAAACACUUUACCAUCGUUAUUGGCAAGCCUCUAGAUGUUUAUACUGACAUUAAUAAAGUGUGGACGAAGUUUCAAAAUUAUUUCAUCAGUACCAGUGGGUUAAUGUACUAUAAACCACUUUGGGAGCAAUACUUCUACGACACUUUGAAAGCAUUCAGAGAAGAUAACAUCAUGUAUAUUGAAAUGCGAAGUGUUUUGCCAGAGUUGUACGAUUUAGACGGUAACACCUAUGAUGCCGUGGCGACGGCUGAGAUAUACAAAAAGGUACUAGACAGGUUUGUUAGUGACUAUCCAGAUUUUUUCGGAGUUCGGUUAAUCUAUGCGCCUCUAAAACUGGGAGACUCAGAUACUGUUAAACAGUAUAUUCGAACAGCAAAUGUCAUAAAGAAGAAGUUACCUGGUUUCUUCGCUGGUUUCGACCUGGUUGGCCAAGAGGAUAUAUCUCCGUCUUUAAUCAAUUAUUUGCCUGAAUUAGUUGACGCGGCUGACGAAUUGGAUUACUUCCUUCACGCUGGUGAGACAAAUUGGCUAGGUUUGAGCGAUGAGAACAUUUUUGAUGCUAUAGCACUGAAUACUAAACGUAUAGGGCAUGGUUACGCUAUAGCUAAGCACCCACUUCUGAAAGAAGAAGUUAAGAGAAGAGGAAUAGCGUUGGAAGUGAACGUUGUGUCUAACCAUGUUUUGAAAUUGGUUGAAGAUGUGAGAAAUCAUCCUUUAGCGUCUUUCCUCGCUGAGGGUAUGCCUGUAGUGUUAUCUAGCGAUGACCCUGGAGUGUGGGAGGCGGAUCCUUUGUCCCAUGACUUCUACUUAACGUUUUUAGGAGUGGCUAGUCGGCGUGCUGACUUAAGGCUUCUAAAGAAGCUAGCUUUGAAUUCUUUAUAUUACAGCACAUAUCCUGAUAAAGAGAAGAUUGUGUUUGAGUUUGAGAAGCGGUGGACCAAGUUUAUUGGCAAUGGCGAAUUUAUAGAAGCGUUUUGAUCAUAAUCCAGAAAAUAAGGUAAUACCUAACUAAGGAUGGUGGGUUGUAUGAUUGUGUU